Messenger RNA from Manihot esculenta (cassava), 2529 nucleotides. RefSeq names its product S-norcoclaurine synthase 1-like. Lineage: Eukaryota; Viridiplantae; Streptophyta; Magnoliopsida; Malpighiales; Euphorbiaceae. The record is from RefSeq and is a predicted model, not a curated record. The coding region runs from base 183 to 1259 and encodes 358 amino acids. The transcript is spliced from 4 exons.
AGUUCUACGGCCGAUCGAAAAAAAAUAAAAAUCGUUGUAACUGAGACGACUUCCACACAUGAUACAAAACUGCCGAUUAAUGCUUCCGUCAGAUUCCUGCAAAGUCUAUCCAUGGAUGUACAAAAUUGCAUAAAUAAGGGAUAUCUCUGGAAGAAAAAGAGAAGAUAAGGAAUAGUGGAGAAAUGGGGCAAGAAGAUGGGUGGACAAAGGGCAUGGGAGGUUCACUUCCUGUUGAGAGUGUGCAGGCGCUUGCUUCCAAGAAUCUCAAGGACAUACCACACAGAUACAUCAGGCCUGAACUCGAAUUCGACGACGUUUCAGUGGAUGAAGCCCUCCAAAUUCCAGUCAUCGAUAUGAGCAAGCUGGUGGGAAAUCACUCAGACCAUGGUGAUGAGCUGGCUGAGCUUCAUCAGGCCUGUGAAAACUGGGGAUUUUUUCAGCUGAUAAAUCAUGGGGUUCCGGAAGAAGUGAUGGAGAAUAUGAAGAUGGAGACAGAAGAGUUCUUUAAGCUGCCAUUGGAGGAGAAGAUGGCCUGUGCUCAGCUGGCCGAUAGUAUAGAAGGAUAUGGGCAAGCCUUUGUUGUUUCUGAAGAACAAAAGCUUGAUUGGGGUGACAUGCUUUUCCUUCUUUCCAAGCCUAACUCCAUAAGAAAAAUGAGAUUUUGGCCAACUAUUCCCACUUCUUUUAGAGAAACCUUUGACAAGUACUCAACAGAGGUGCAAAGAGUUGCAGAAUGCUUGGUGAGGUUGAUGGGCAGGAACUUGGAGAUAGAGCCAAAGAAGCUUGGAAGCAUGUUUGAAGAUGGGAUACAAUCUAUAAGAUUGAAUUAUUAUCCACCCUGUGUGGAGGCAAACAAGGUCACAGGUCUAAACACCCACUCUGAUUCAACUGGGUUGACAUUGUUAAUUCAAGCAAAUGAAGUUCAAGGGUUGCAAAUCAAGAAAAAUGGUAAAUGGGUACCCAUCAAGCCUAUCCCUGGUGCCUUUAUUGUCAAUAUUGGUGACAUCAUUGAGAUAAUGAGUAAUGGGAAAUACAAGAGCAUAGAGCACAGAGCAGUUGUGAACCCAGAAAAAGAAAGGCUUUCAAUUGCAGCAUUUCAUGGUCCAAAUAUGAAGAGCAUUAUAGCACCUCUUGAAGAUCUUGUUAAGAAGGAGACACCAAAUUACAAGUCCUUAACACAUGAAGAAUUUGUGAAGCUUGUUGUCCGCAGCAAAAUUGAUGGUAAAAGCAUAGUGGGUCGCAUGAAACUGGAGCACUGAAUAAAGCUUUUGCCCAAUUUGGGAGAAUGAUUUUUCAGCCAUAUGACUACCUAUAAAGGAAAUUAUAAAGAAAUGUAUUUUAUUAUAAUUGAAUGUAGCUCAGUAUAUCAAUGAGCUAAAUUACACAGCUUUAAAUAAGUAGAAAAACAACCAUAGUAGCAAAUAAACAGGAGAAAAUAACUGAACUAACUUAGACAAUCAAACUCAUCACUCGCGGAAUCAUAACCACUUAGACACAUUCAAAGUAAAACAUAUUUACAAAAAUACACCUUAUCACUCCAAUGCUCUAGCACACGGCAAUCACCUUAUUACUCCAGAGGGAUGAACACAUCCUUAUAACUCCUUAAGCUAUUAUCCCCCCUCAAACUUUGUCGGGGCUGAAGACAAAGUUUGUGUCGAAAUUGAGCCAGGCGAGCUUUAGUCAUUGACUUAGUAAAUAUGUCAGCCAGUUGGAAAGUGGACGGAAUGUGCUUAGUGAUUAAGACCCCUUGAGCAACUCGUUCUCUCACAUAAUGAUAGUCCAAAGCUAUGUGUUUGCUACGGGCAUGAAGAACCGGAUUAACAGUCAAAUAUAAAGCACUUAAGUUAUCACCAUAAAGUAUAGGUGGAUUACGUUGAGGAACUCGUAAAUCAUCCAACAGAUAUCCUAACCAAGUUAGCUCUGCGGCGGCAUGAGCCAUAGCUCGAUACUCUGCCUCGGUGCUGGAACGGGCAACAGUAGUCUAUUUCUUGGCACACCAAGAAACAAUAUUAGACCCUAGAAAAGUGCAGUAACCAGUUGUGGAACGUCUUGUCAUCUGACAGCCGGCCCAGUCUGCAUCAGAAAAAGCAGAAAGAGCAAGUGACGUAUCUGUUGUAAGAGAAAGACCUAAGUCAAGAGUGCCUUUUAAAUAACGUAAAAUACGGCGAACAUAUUUGAGGUGGGACAUGUGAGGAGAGUGCAUAAAUUGGGAAACAUAAUUAACACUAAAAGAAAGGUCUGGACGGGUAAGCGUGAGAUACUGCAAUGACCCUACAAGCACACGAAAAUAACUUGGAUUAUCAACAGGUGUGUCAACGGAUGUAGACACCGAUUUUUGGACCAAUGGCGUGGGCAUAGGCUGGCAUUCUAGCAUUUGAGCACGCUCCAAAAUGGAAUAGGCAUAAUGAGUCUGGGAUAAAUGAAGUCCAGUGGUUGUGGAUUGAACCUGAAUGCCCAAGAAGUGAUGUAAAGGACCAAGAUCUUUCAUAGAAAAUUCUGAAUUUAAAACCUGCAAAAAUGACUGAACAA